AUGGUACACUCGCCGCAGAUGACACUGCAGUACACGGUUGUCCUCGCAGCUUCAAUAUGCACAAGAGGCGGCAAGGCUGUUCUCUCGCGCCAAUUCCGAGAGAUGCAGCGCUCUCGAAUUGAGGCUCUCCUCGCAUCCUUCCCCAAGCUCGCCGAUAGCGGCACCCAGCACACAAUCGCCGAGCAGGACAAUGUCCGCUACGUCUACCAACCACUCGACGAGCUGUACAUGGUCUUGGUGACCAAUCUGCAAUCGAACAUCCUCCAGGAUAUCAACUCUCUUCACCUGUUCGCUCAGGUGGUGUCUUCGAUAUGCAAGUCCCUCGACGAGCGUGAGAUCUUGAAGAAUGCUUUCGAGCUUCUGACCGCCUUCGAUGAGAUUGUCACACUAGGCUACAGGGAAAACUUGACCAUGAGCCAGAUUAAGACCUUCUUGGACAUGGAAUCGCACGAGGAGCGCAUUCAGGAAAUCAUUGCACGGAACAAGGAGCUCGAGGCUUCAGAGGAGCGCAAGCGCCGCGCCAAACAACUCGAGAUGCAGCGCAAGGAGAUGUCGAGGUCUCAGCGCGUGGGAGGUGGUGGUAUGGGCGGCGGCAUGGGCAGUGGCAGUAUGGGUCGCUCACCGUCGUACCCAGCCUUCACACCCACUGUACCCACUACGAAUGUCACGGACAGCUACGACAGCUACGAGGCAGAGAAGAAGAAGGCCACCAGCAAACCAUUGGCUUUGGGCAAGAAGGGCAUGCAGCUCGGCAAGAAGAAGCAGGGCAACAACUUGUACGAGCAGGUGACUGGAGGAAUGCCGCAGGAAGAAGAGCCACUCGUCUCCCCCAAGCCAUCUGCGCCCGCUGCUGCUGCUCCAGUAAGUGCACGCCAAUCGACGUCCACCGACCGCGAACCCGUACAUAUCACCACCAACGAGACCAUCUCCGCCCGCUUAGAUCGCGAGGGUCUUCUCAAGUCCUUUGAGGUCAAGGGCGAGAUGCAGCUCAAGAUCAGCGACCCCUCCUUUACACAAGUUAAGCUCGACCUGGCGACCGGCGACACCCGCGGCGCACAGCUCAUGACACAUCCCAAGGUCGACAAGGCCGUCUUCAAGAACGACAAGGUCAUCCAACUCGCGGAUACAACCAAGGGCUUCCCGUCAAACAUGGGCAUUGGCGUCAUGAAAUGGAAGCUCGCACCGCGGCCUGACGAUGUGUCUGACCCACCCAUCACGUUCCGUGUCUGGGUCGAGGACUCGGGCAACAUGUACAACAUCACCGUGGAGUACGAGCUUACUGGCGGAGACGCUUUGAAGGACGUCACCGUCACCAUUCCCUACGAGACCGACGAGCCCAAUGUCUCUUCCUUCGACGCGGUAUACGAAGUCAGCGGCGACAGCCUCGAGUGGAACAUCGGCACCGUGGACGAGGCCAACAGCUCUGGUAGCUUUGAGUUUGAAGCCCAGGCGGGUAGUGAUUCCGAGUUCUUCCCUAUGCGCGUGCGCUUUACCAAGAGCACGCCCUUUGUCGAUGUCGAUGUCUCCUCCGUCACUCUCCUCUCCAUGGGCCAGGAAAUCAACUUCUCCAAGGAAGUCAAGUCUGUCGCGGAAGCAUAUGAGAUCUCAUAA
Messenger RNA from Parastagonospora nodorum SN15, 1611 nucleotides. RefSeq lists its product as hypothetical. The record is from RefSeq and is a predicted model, not a curated record. Gene Ontology annotation, cellular component: COPI vesicle coat; cytosol. The transcript has 3 exons. Gene Ontology annotation, biological process: endoplasmic reticulum to Golgi vesicle-mediated transport; retrograde vesicle-mediated transport, Golgi to endoplasmic reticulum; Golgi localization. The coding region runs from base 1 to 1611 and encodes 536 amino acids. Lineage: Eukaryota; Fungi; Ascomycota; Dothideomycetes; Pleosporales; Phaeosphaeriaceae.